GAGGAGGGAGACAGAGGGGCUGUCAGAGACGUCGAGGGAUCCCCAGAUGAGGAGCCAGCGACGGGCAGGGAUGGUGGUGAGCCCUGUCACCGGUGGAGGUGGAGGGGCCUCCCGUUUAGAGCGUCAUGCCACCCAGAACCAGUGCCCUUCAGGUGGCUCCAGCCCAGACAGCGCCCAUCAGACCAAAGCCAUCACAUUAGACAGCUCAGCCUGCAGUAGGAGAGACAGAGACGGAGACAGCCCAGAUGUAAUUCAACAGAUCCAGGGUGAGGAACUGCAGUCUUUCGGGGUUGCAGGUGGAGAAGGGGGUGUUUCCAGCUCCGGAGGAGGUGUGUCAGUCCCCUCAGACAGCCCCGGGGCCCAGAAGAAAGGGGGCGUGGCCAGCAGCAUGAUGGACAGGAUCAAAUCCCCAGGAAUGGUCCGGAAAUCCCUUUCCAUGAAGAUGAAGAAACUCCCCGAACUCCGCCGUAAACUCAGCCUGCGCUCCUCUCGCUCCCAUCGCCACGGGAAGGAGGGGACGGGCCGAGGAGGAGGGGACGGAGGUGGAGAGGGGACAUCACCCCAGGCGGGGAGACCACAACGACGCUCCUCCAGGGGACGUUCCUCUGCCGCCAGUAAGGGGGGCUACCUGAGCGACGGAGACUCACCUGAGCUGCUGCCCAAACAGGGUGGACCAGGGGGACCCUCCUCGGCCCACAACCCACCUCUUCCACCACCCCGCUCCACCCACCACUCCAGCCAGGAGGGAGUGACCAUGACCUCUGACCUGAGCUCGUUCAGAGUCUACAACUUGUCGGACCAGCCACGGUGCGCCCAGCGCGUCUCCGGCCUGCUUACGGUGCAUCUCGUUGGGGUGGAGAAACUGCUGAGGGCCCCUAAACAGGACACCAGUAAGGAGGUGUUCUGUGCCAUCCAGGUGGAUGGUGUAACCAGGGCCCGUACCGGCCUGCUAACCUCCAGGGGGGGCUCUCUGCCCCUCAACCACACCUUCAACCUGGAGCUGGAGAGGGCCAGGCUGCUGAAACUGGUGGUGCUCACUCCUUACCCCGGGGCUGAGACGACCACCACGAAGGGCAGCGACUCCCAGCAGCGACCAGGAACAGGGUCUGCUGUCUGGGGGCUGUGUCCAUACCCCCUCUCCUCUCGGUCUCAGCAGAUAUGCGUUAGAUUAGAGCCCAGGGGUCUACUGUACGUGAAGCUGACCCUGUUGGAGCAGUGGGAGCCCCCCGACCCCCGACCCUGCCACCUCAACCCCCCCAUGGUGUUUGGAGUGGAGCUGCGCCACCUGGUGGACAAGGAGAACACCGCUGCCCCAGUUCCUCUGCUCAUACAGAAGAGUGUGGCUGAGAUCCAGAAGAGAGGCCUGAGGGUUAGUUAG
Messenger RNA from Oncorhynchus keta (chum salmon), 1378 nucleotides. RefSeq names its product rho GTPase-activating protein SYDE2-like. Lineage: Eukaryota; Metazoa; Chordata; Actinopteri; Salmoniformes; Salmonidae. The transcript has 5 exons. Bases 47 to 1378 code for a protein of 443 amino acids. The record is from RefSeq and is a predicted model, not a curated record.